GCCUGGACUCGGCAGGAUCGGCAGUGCAUCCUCGACACUCUGGCUCAGUUAUUGCUGGAUAAGGAAUGUACUGCAUUGAUUGCACGCCAGCUCAGGCCAAUCCUGCUGGAGCUGUUGGAAAGGAAUGCAGAAGCCAUUAGAGCUGGUGGCCAACUCAACCACGACCGGCACGAGAGGCUCUGUGUAGCCAUGAGCAAACUGCUGGCUAACCACCCCGACGUCCUGCCAUUUGCUUUAAGAUACUUCAAGACUGCAUCACCAGUUUUCCAGAGGCUUUUCCUGGAGAGCUCAGAUGCAAACCCAGUGCGGUACGGGCGCAGACGGAUGAAGUUGAGGGACCUCAUGGAGGCAGCCUACAAGUUUUUACAGAAGGAGCCAUCAGUUUUCCGGGAACUGUGGGAUUGGAGCGUGUGUAUUCCACUCCUAAGGAGUCAUGACACUUUAGUUCGUUGGUAUACUUCAAACUGCCUUGCUUUGGUUACAUGCAUGAACGAUGAGCACAGAUUGUCUUUCCUGAGGAAGAUAUUCAACCCUGAGGAGCUGAUCCAUUUCAGACUAAAGCUGCUGGAAGAAGCUCAGCUGCAGAAUGUGGAACAAGCCCUUGUUCUGGCCAAUCCUGACUCCUCAUUUUGGCAGAGGGAGAGAGAACUGCAAUACACACAAGGACAUAUUGUGUCGGGUGACCUCUCUGCACGUGUGGUAGCUGUAUGUGGCAUUGUGCUGCCCAGACUACAGCUUGGUUCUGAAGAACAGGGAAAUGACACCAGCUGUUUUGUCCUGGUUGAAUCUGCCUUCACAAAUCUUCAGAACCUUGCUAUUGCUGUAGCACAUCAGACUCCUGUGUUACUAGAGGGACCAAUAGGAUGUGGCAAGACUUGUUUAAUUGAAUAUUUAGCAGCUGUUACGGGAAGAGCAAAACCUCCUCAUAUAUUGAAAGUUCAGCUUGGAGAUCAAACGGAUAGUAAGACACUGCUGGGUAUGUAUCGUUGCACAGAUGUGCCAGGGGAGUUUGUCUGGCAGCCUGGAACCUUGACACAAGCUGUUACCAAAGGCCACUGGAUACUUCUGGAGGAUAUUGAUUAUGCUCCUCUGGAUGUGAUCUCUGUGCUGAUUCCUCUUUUGGAGAAAAGAGAAUUACUGAUUCCUGGUCGUGGUGACUGUUUAAAAGUAUCCCCAGGAUUCCAGUUUUUUGCAACCAGGAGGAUAUUCAGUUGUGCUGGAGGUUGGUACAGGCAGCAAAACAGCCAUGCUGCUCUUCUGGACAAGUACUGGACCAAAGUACACCUGGAUAACAUGAGCAAAGGAGAGCUCAAGGAGGUCCUUCAAAGGAGAUACCCCAACCUCACUCCUGUAAUGGAUAACUUGCUGGACAUUUUCAUUGACCUCACAGGAGAGAAGUAUCAGGCAUCAGGAAACAAUGCUGCUGCCUCCACUCACAUGCCAGAAGACUCAUCAGAACCAAGAUCAGAACAUAAACCAAAUCUGGAAGGACGAGAACUAUCUCUAAGAGACCUACUGAACUGGUGCAGCAGGAUUGCUUACAGCUUCAACAGCAACUCCCCAACCACAGCAAUGAACAUUUUUCAGGAGGCAUUGGACUGUUUCACAGCUAUGCUGUCCAACCGAGGGAGCAGACAGAAAAUGGCAAAAGUUAUUGGAAGUAAACUAAACAUCACCAAGAAAAAGGUGGAAUUCUUUUGUGAGCUCUAUAAACCAGAAAUCGUGAUAAGGGAACUGGAAGUCUCUGUUGGAAGAGCUCAUCUCACGAGGAAACAGACUCAGGCUCUCACUGUGCAGAGAGCCAAACACACCUUUGCUGCCACACGUCCAUCUGCUGUCCUGAUUGAGCAGCUGGCAGUCUGUGUUGUCAAAGGAGAGCCAGUGCUCUUGGUGGGUGAAACAGGGACUGGCAAAACCUCAACUGUUCAGUACCUCGCUCACAUUACAGGACAUCGUUUGAGGGUUGUCAACAUGAACCAACAGAGUGACACAGCAGAUCUCUUAGGGGGUUACAAGCCUGUGGAUAACAAGCUGAUCUGGCUCCCUCUGCGAGAGUCUUUUGAGGAACUCUUCUCCCAGACAUUCUCUAGGAAGAAAAACCAAACGUUCCUGGGACACAUUCAGACCUGCUACAGGCAGAAACGUUGGCAGGAUCUGCUAAAGCUAAUGCAGCACAUUCAUAAAUCUGCUCUCAGUAAGGAAGCAAAAGAAAAUGCAUCUGGAUCACCACUGAAGGAAAAAUGGGAGGCAUUUGGUCUGAAACUGAAUCAUGCCCAUCAGCAGAUGAAGAUGACAGAAAGUGCUCUUCUCUUUGCAUUUGUGGAGGGUACUCUGGCACAAGCAGUUAAAAAAGGAGAGUGGAUCUUACUGGAUGAGAUUAAUUUGGCUGCAGCAGAGACUUUAGAGUGCUUGAGUGGUUUAUUGGAAGGAUCAUCUGGGUCGCUGGUGUUGCUGGACAGAGGAGACACAG
This is a messenger RNA of Acanthisitta chloris (rifleman), 2470 nucleotides long. Its product is annotated as midasin-like. Lineage: Eukaryota; Metazoa; Chordata; Aves; Passeriformes; Acanthisittidae. The transcript is spliced from 17 exons. The annotation marks the transcript as partial. Gene Ontology annotation, biological process: ribosomal large subunit assembly; rRNA processing. Gene Ontology annotation, cellular component: preribosome, large subunit precursor. Gene Ontology annotation, molecular function: ATP hydrolysis activity; ATP binding. The record is from RefSeq and is a predicted model, not a curated record.